This is a messenger RNA of Ixodes scapularis (black-legged tick), 6449 nucleotides long. RefSeq names its product rootletin. NCBI's taxonomy places the organism in Eukaryota, Metazoa, Arthropoda, Arachnida, Ixodida, Ixodidae. The record is from RefSeq and is a predicted model, not a curated record. Bases 211 to 5277 code for a protein of 1688 amino acids. The transcript has 30 exons.
UUUUUCUGGGCCUGAAGCAACAGCUUUUAAGUUCCUUGGAUUCGUCGUUUUAAAUACUGUCAGCAUGUGGUAUAUCAUCGCCUCGCAAACCUUGACAAGACUUCAUGACAUAUCUUGGCGACGGGCAAGUUCAGGCGGUUCAGGCACUCGGUGGUUCAUUCCAAGCAUUCUGGAGGAGCGUUAUUUGAAAGCCCGCUUCGCAUUGCAGUGAUGGAGCAGCAACCGGAGAACGUAAUUGCGAGGCUACCGUCGUCCUCGACCAUCAAUGACGAGGACUAUGCAACGGCGGAGGAGGAACCACCAGGCAGAACCUCGAGGCUCGAGGACGACGACCAGCAGGACGUGCUCUCGGACGCCUGCUCGACCGACAGCGACCACGAGCUCGAGUUGGUGGGUCUGGAUCGCGAACACGAGCUCAAGUCGAAGCUGGAGAAGUCGAGGACCAUGUUGCGCGCCUACGUGCAGCACACGACCAAUCAGGACAGGCUGCUUGGGCACCUGGGAGCACAGGUGGAGGAGUACCGGAACCGCUGCUCGAGAUUGGAAGAGGUCCUCCGCCAGUGCCCGUGUGCCGAUCGAACUGAAAACAUUCAAGACGAUCGCGCGUACGAAGAAGAUCCUCCUGACCUUCCGUCGGCCUUAUCAGCACUGGAACUAGAGAGGGCAAGAUGUGCGGAGCUGAAGCAGCUGAACGUGGUCCUCCGCGAGCACCUGGAGAUAACGACGGAGACGAAUGCGACCCUCACCAUGCACAUGGAGAGGAUGACGGAGGACUGGCAGAACGCGACCCGGGCUGACGCGGUCAAUCGCGGCAGCAGCAGCAGUGCCACCCACGACGAGUUUCGCGCAGACUCCGAGCAGGGCAACGUUCCCAGGCUGCGUCGAGACCUGCAGGAGCUGAAGGGGGACCUGGGAGACAUGAGGCAGGCCUUUGCCACCAGCCUGGCCUCCAUCCAGACGAUGCUGCACGACGCCGGCGAGGCGGCCGGGCGUGUCCAACUCUCGCUUGCGGACGAAGCGGCGGACAGCGACCAGCCAGACCUCGGGCUCACCAGGUCUCGGGACGAGGGCGUGGCGGGAGUCUCUGCGGCGCCGCUGGACUCUGUCGCCAAAAUGGUGACAGACGACCUCAACCACCAGGUGGAGGCAUUGCAUCGUGAAAACGAGGGCCUGCACACGGUCCUGGCGAGCAGGCUGGAGACCAUCGAACAGAUGACAAACAUAAUUGACGCACUCAAGGCCGCACAGUGUAACCUCGGAGCCAGCGCCGAGAAGAGCAGCCAGGAAAACGUGGACCUGCGCGUGCGGGAAGCCAUGCUACAGUUGGAGGUGCGCAGCCACGAGGCCACGUCGAAGAACCUCGCCUCGGAGCUGGAGUCCGUCCAAAAGGAAAAGAAAGAGUGCAUGGGUGUAAUUGCGUCGCUGCGCAAGCAUGUCGCCAACCUCGAGGACCAGCAACAGGUGUCCGAACGCGAGCUCAGCGUUCUGAGGAAAGCGGUGCGUGACAUCGAAGAACUCAACGACUCCCUGGAACGGGAGAUGCAAGAGAUGUGCAACGCCAGCAUGCAGCUUAAACAGUCCAACUCGGAGCUGGCAAAGGCAAAGAGUGACAUGGAAGUUGCGCACGAAGAGUUGGCCGCGGAACGGGACUCCCUGGCACGACGGGAAGCGGAUGUAACGCGAGCGAUGGCCCGUCUGGAGUCGCUCUUGGAAGAGAGCGCGUCUCGGCAGACGGAUCUGGAGGCCACGCUCUCUGCCAGGGACAAGGAGAUCGCCUACAGGAAGGCGGCGUUUCUUCAGCUGUCCUCUCAGAAGGACGCGCUCUCGCAAGAAGCGUCCAGCCUUCGGCAGAGUGUCGCGAGCCAGCGGGAGACAAACGAGCAGCUCAGCGCACAGAAGGAAGAGCUGGCCACGGCCAAGUCUCAGCUGGAAAAGGAGCUACGGCACUGCCGGGCCGAGGGGGACAAGCUCCAGAGCGACCUGACUGGCUGCAAGGAAGCCCGGGAAGCGACAGAAGUGGACCUGCGGAACGCCAGGAAUUCCCUCGCAAAGAUCCAGCGGGAGAAAGAGACGACGGACGCCAAGCUUCGGGACUCAGCGGCAGAGCUGGAGAAAUUGCACGAGAAGCUGAAGAGGCUGGAAAGGGAGCGAAAAGCCGACGCCGAGGAGUGGGGCAUGCUGCGGGCAUCCCUGACCGAGAAGCUGCAAGCUGCGGAGGAGGCGGCGUUGCGGAGGGUAGAAGAGCAACGGCGGCUGUUCAAGGAAGAGAUGGACAAACACCGGCAGGAGAAGGCUGGCCAAUUGCGGCAACUCGAGGAAAGCCACGCAGCUGAACUGAAGCGCCGGGAAGAGCUGCUGAGCGAGACAGAAAUCAAGUGGCACAGCGAGGUGGCCCUGCACCAGCAGAGGCUGGAAGACGUGAGGGUGGAGCUCCAGGAAAAGCUAGCUUCUUCCGAGCAGCUCAGAGCCGAGAUGCAGUCUAUGGCGGAGGACGAGCGCAGGGAGCUGCUGAACUCUCUCGGCCGCUGCAAGGAGGAAGUGUCCGUGCUCCGGCGAAACCUGGUGGCAUUCAGGGAUGAAGCAGGCUCCAAGAUGGCCGCCGAGCAGGCCAAGGUGGCGUCUGCUCUGAAGGACGUCGACACACUUCGCGUGGAACUGGAGCAGACUAGGACGGCAUUGCGUUUGAAAGAGGCACAGGAAAAGUCACGGGAGUCGCAGUUUCACAAGGAACUCAGCCGGGUGACCGAAGAAAGGGAGCGUGCCAUUCAGCGGCUGAACGAGGCCGAUGCCAGUCACGCGGCUCUUCAGCGCGAGCUGUCUGAAGCUCUCGGCAAGAAAUCUGAAGGGGAGCGUCGAGUUGAAGUUCUGACUCAUCAGUUAUCCGAGGCGCGUCAGAGUUACACGUUGGUCACGGCAGAGACCGAGCAGCUUCGCCGAGUCAUUGGGGAGCUGCAGCAGGAGUUGCGCAGCGCCACUCAGGAGAGGGACGCCUCGCUCCAGGAGGCUUCCGAAAAAUUCCGCGGCGCGGAGAAAGCGCGGGCGACGUUGGCGGAGGAGCUCCGCGAGCUCCGGAACACGCACGACGGCGUGGAGCGGGCUCGGCAGGUCUUGGAGCGCAAGGUGCGAGCCCUGGAGUCGGCUUUGCUGGAGCACGGCUCGGAGCUGGACUCGCUCCGGAAGCUGUCCGAGCAGAGGGGACAUCAGGUGGAAUCGGCACGUCAGGACGUUCUCUCCUGGAAGCGGAAGGUUGUCGUGCUCGAGGAGGAGCGGGACGCGUGGCAGCGCGAGCGUGCCUCUUUGGGGCGUCGCCUGGACGAGAGCGAGCGCCGGGCACAGGCGGAGCGCAACGCUCGCGAAGGGGUGGUGCGCGAGGCCGGUCGGGUUGCCGAGAGGCUGGCCCAGGACCGGGCCGACCUGGAGAAGCAGCUGCUGGCAUCUGGGCAGGCAACGCACGAGGCACGCCUGGCACUGUGCGCCGCGCAGGGCUCCACGGCUGCCCUCGAGAGCGAGCUCAAGAUCGUCUCCGAGUCUCGGAAGUCUAUCGAGGGCACUCUGGACUCGCUGCUGAGCGUGCUGCGCUGCUCCCUGGGGAUCCAGACCAAGUACGAGCUGCGGUCCCCCUCCCCCCAGCGACCGGCGGCAAGCCGGCCCCACGGCGGCGACCUGUCCAACGAGAGCUUUCGGGGGGACGGCUCACCCUUUCGGUCGGAGGUCUCCCUCGGCCGCUCCCUGCUCCGGCGGCCCACCCCCGACGUCGAGGCCGAGCUCGUGCUCCAAGCCGUGGACGCUCUUUCGCGCCGCAUCGCCGCGCUUGAAGCCGACAAGGAGAAGGUGGAGGCUGAGUGCGAGCGUUCCCAGCGGGUGGUUGCCGGACUGGAGGACGAGCUCGCGGCCACAAAGUCCACGCUUGCGCAACUGACCAAGGCAAACGAUGCUCUCGUCGCAGACAAUGCGGAGCUGCGCUCACAAGUGUCCUCUCAGCUGGAGGCGGUCUCGGAGCUCAAACACGCGUCCCAGACCCUGGAGUGGGAGAAAGCGUCCCUCGUGGACCAGCUGGCAGACGCAGCACGCCGCUACCAGCUCAAGACUGACCAGUGCGACAAACUUCAGGCCGCCCUGAGUCGCAGCCGCGACCACCCACCAUCCCCGAUCCGGCCCUCCGAGCCCCUCGAGUCUCGGCUGUCGAAGCUCGAGCUCGAGCGACAACUCUCGCAAGCCAAGGUGGAGAGGCUCAAGCUCAGGGUGACCGAGAGCCAGGCGGAAGUGAGGAGGCUCCAGGAAGCCAAGGAGGAAGCCACUUCCCAGCUGACUCGGCUCGAGAGGAGGGCGGAGAGCCUCGACCACGACAACAGCCGCCUGAGGGCAGAGAUUGCAGAGCAUACGUCUAAGGUGAAGAUCUUGAACGCUCAUCUGGUGGAAGAGAUCGCCAAGGGACGCAGCCUGGAGGAGGAGAAGCGAUCUCUGGAAAGCCAGCUCAGGGUGGCCAGGGUGCAGCUCGAGUCUGCCAGGUUCGACCGGAAAAGAGAUGGGUCGGUGAUUGAUGAGCUGAAGGGCCAGAAGGGCACUCUGGAGACCAGGCUGUCUGCGCUCGCCGUACAGCUGGCAGAAUGCGAGUCGGCCAAGCAGCGCCUUGACAAGACGCCCAUCAGGACUCCCCACAGGGAAGAGACCAGGACUUGGCAGCAGAUGGUGGAGACGUUGCGCGAGGAGAAGCGGCAGCUCCAGGGGGAGGUGACGCGCCUCCGGCGGCAGCUCACGGGCACCAUUGACAGUAUCCUGCCGCCGGCGACUCCCGACGGGAGCCGAGCUUCGAGGCGGACACGCCGCAGUCUGGCGGAGCGUGACGUGCCAGACGGUGCAAGCCUCCAUUCUCCCGAGGUGUCUCGCCUGAAGACGCAGAAGAGCCUCCUGGAGACCAAAGUCCGCACUUUGGAGGAGCGCCUCUCUCAGCAAGACCAGGUGCACUCGGAGGAGCUGACGCGAGAACAUCGGGAGCUGAUCGCCGAGAUCGCCAGACUGCGGGAGGAGCUGGCAACGCACGAGCGGCGUCGGACGUCGACCCCCGUGCACAACGAGCCUCCCGAGUUUGCCAUCAAUCUAAGCCACAGGCAAGACAUCCAAGGGCUGCUCGACCGUUCCCUCCACACCGUGUCCGAAGACCCGGAGCGGCUGCGCGACCAAGCCAUGUUGCUCAGCGCGUUCAUCGACGGAGCGCUGGAACCGGGGGACAGCCUUCGGACCCCUUCUAAGCUUGCGCCAAACAAGCGGACCACGUGACACGCGUCGCGCGACACGCGCCGCUCGGCCAGCCUUGCACUGCCACAGCCGAAUCUGCCUCGAUUGUUUGCGGAACUCCGUCCAAGGAAGCGAACUGCUCGUCGAACACGCGCUCCAGAUUCCGUCUCGCGUUACGAUGAACCGCAGAGGACUACAAGCUGUCGAGACCAAUCCAACGCCACGCGGGAGUCACGUGACCUGCGGGUAUGUGCGUAGUCACGCGGACAGGUUCACGGCCGACUGGCUGGCUGGCUGGGAUGGCUUGUAGUGAAUGCCGCGGUUCGUUGUGAGGUGAAAUGAUGUGUAGCUGUUCACAGCUGAGGGAGGGCAAAGUUUUGCUCAGGUAGAAGGGGGUUUUAAUCUUUUUUUAUUAUUUAAUAGAGUUCCAAUUUCGCGUUGGAAACUUCCAAGUUGAAAUAUGUUUAUUAUAUACUCAAUAGAGCUUCAAUUUUGAGUUGCAUACUUCCAAGUUGAUUUAUGUUUAUUAUAUUUGUGUUGUAGAAUUCACAUACUUUUUUAAAAUUUUAAACUUUGAUUCAAUUUUUUUUUUUAUUGAGGAUACCACAUGCUGUCUUCAUAUUUAUGUGAAUUUGUGUGGACUGCUUGAUGGUGAGGUUUAAAGAAAAAAAGAAUGUGCAAUUGAGUGAUGCAAGUUAAGUACUUAUCCAUAUUGUGCAUAUAUGCACUCACCGGGAGAAAUACAGCUCCCGAGUGUGCUUGGUGACGAGCUCAUUGUGUGCUGACUAUCAAUGCAAUAGAAUAUCUAUUUUACUAUGGCUUGGAAAUUAGUAUGCAUUGUAUAUAGCAGUUGCAAGCGUGUCGUAUUUGCUUGCUUGUGGUGCUGUGCAUUCCGAAGGAGUAAAUUUGAACAAACCGUCUGUUCUGUAACCAAAGUUACGUCACAAAUUCAACCCCACAUACCGUAAAAAUACCACAAAAGCGCCCACUUGGUUCAAGAGCCCACUAUUGACAUUUCCCAGAUUUGGAAAUUCUGCAGAGAGCACCCAUGUCUAGAUCAACCCAGUUUUCAGUGAAUGUUGGCUAGAUGCUUCUUUGUAUUUUGCAGUAAGCUCGCACAUCUGGGGGCUGGAACGAAGGGGCAAUAGGUUCUACUUCAAAGUUGUUACGCUACCGAAACAAAAGUGCAAAUAAAGAGUGCAAUCUUAUUCUAA